Bufo bufo (common toad) is the source of this 633-nucleotide messenger RNA. RefSeq names its product DNA repair protein REV1-like. The transcript is spliced from 5 exons. Gene Ontology annotation, molecular function: deoxycytidyl transferase activity; DNA-directed DNA polymerase activity. Bases 212 to 604 code for a protein of 130 amino acids. Gene Ontology annotation, cellular component: nucleus. Gene Ontology annotation, biological process: error-free translesion synthesis; error-prone translesion synthesis. The record is from RefSeq and is a predicted model, not a curated record. NCBI's taxonomy places the organism in Eukaryota, Metazoa, Chordata, Amphibia, Anura, Bufonidae.
AGAGACAGCAGCAGCACGGGGGAGGGGAGAGUUGACACACAGGAAGCGUUGCAGGGGGACACCGCUCUCGGGACCGUCCACUUGGAGACUGCCAGUGACAUCCGCGCUGUCUCACACGCAGUCAGUAGCGACUGAGGCGCUGCCGCCAGCUGAGGAGGAGGGCAGUCAUUCCGGGAAUGCUGGGCUUAGCCUGGGAGACAGGACCUGCACAAUGCGUAGAGGAGGGUGGAGGAAUCGUACGGAAAGCAGUGAUGGCUGGGGUGCCACCGGGUACAUGGCGGCUAAGGUACAGAAACUAGAUGAGCAGUUUCGACUAGAUGCCCCACUGCAGCAACAGACAGACGGAACAGCCACCAACAUCUUUAAUGGGGUUUCAAUCUAUGUGAAUGGUUAUACAGAUCCCACCGCAGAUCAGCUGAGACAUCUUAUGAUGCUACAUGGAGGCCAAUUUCAUGUUUACUACUCCCGUUCUAAAACUACCCACAUUAUUGCAACUAAUCUCCCAAACAGCAAAAUCAAAGAGCUAAAAGAUGAGAAAGUGGUGCGUCCAGAGUGGAUUACAGAUAGCUUUAUACAAAGCAGUCCAGUGUUCAGAAGACUUUGAACUUCACCUCCAAAUGUAAACCAGAAGAU